GCGGAGAGAUGGCGGCCGCGGCGGACCUGCAGCGGCUGCAGUGGCGGCUGGAGGAGCUGGAGCAGCGCGUCGGCGGCGGCGGCGGGGCCGGCGGACCGCGCAAGGUAGCGGACGAGCUGGUGAAGGUGCAGGUGGUGCUGAGCAAUAUCGCCGGCAAGAGGGAGAGGAUCAAAAUCCUGUUCAAGAAAAUUGAAGAUGUAAUAAAAUACCUGGACCCUCAGUACAUUGAUAGGAUGGCUAUUCCAGAUGCCAUGAAGCUGCAGUUCAUCUUGGCAGAGGAGCAGGUAAUUCCUUCCCGAGCAGCCCUUCUGGAGCAGGUGAAGAACCUCCAGCCCAUCUUGGACAGUGCCAGUAUCCAAGUGGUUCCUGACCAUGCAGCCAAACUGCAGCGCCUCUCUCAAAUCCACAUCCAGCAGCAGGAACAGCGCAAAGAUCUUACUGACAGUGUCAAGACACUCCUUGAAGACUACAAUAAAACAACCCUGCUUCUCUCUAAGCAGUUUGUCCAGUGGAAUGAAAUAUUGACACGUCUGGAAGCAGCCAAGGAAGCAAAACCUGUGUUGGAGUGAUGGCAGAGCUGGGAGUGUGGGGAACCCCGGGGAUCCUGCUGGCCUUGGGCUGCUCUGGAGGGGCUGCAGCACAGCUUGCACCCUGCUGCCUCACUAUCUCCCCACUUGUGAGCAUGCUGCCAGUGAGAUCACAGGCACCCUGGCUCUGUGGCUGCAUUGCAUCAGCCCCGAAUCUAAGCCACACUACUCCUUAAUAUGCCACUGUUUGCAGUCUUGCACUUCCCUGAAAUACAUUUUGGUUUGUAACGUAUUUAAAAGUCCCUUUCUGCUCUUACUGUGGACUGCAGUAAAGCCCUGAAAUGCUAA
Colius striatus (speckled mousebird) is the source of this 875-nucleotide messenger RNA. It is a transcript of the gene DCTN3, whose product is annotated as dynactin subunit 3. The record is from RefSeq and is a predicted model, not a curated record. The coding region runs from base 9 to 569 and encodes 186 amino acids. NCBI's taxonomy places the organism in Eukaryota, Metazoa, Chordata, Aves, Coliiformes, Coliidae. Gene Ontology annotation, biological process: cytoskeleton-dependent cytokinesis. The transcript is spliced from 7 exons. Gene Ontology annotation, cellular component: dynactin complex.